AUGUUUUCCGGAGGGACCACCACAAUCACGGUGGAGGAAAUAAGCCAUGUACUGGCUGACUUGAAGUCCUGGAGUUCAAAUGCCAAUGCUCUCCAAAUGGAUGAAGACACUGCAAAGCAGUGGUCGUUGGACUGGCACCCUCUUCUGGAUGGCGAAAAGUGCGUCCAUAUGUCAUUCGGAGGGGACUCAGCGAGCGCCUUUGUUGUGCAUGUAUGUUAUGUUGACGACACGUUUGUUGUAGUCAAAAGAGAUGACGUUAACAGCUUUCACGACUAUCUCAAUAGUUUAAGCCCACACAUUAAGUUUAGCAUGGAAAUAGAGUCCACAUGGGGCACAUUAAACUUUCUGAACCGUAAAACACAUAAGGUUGGUGGGAAAUUGAAAACGACUAUCUACCGAAAACCAAUAGGCAUGAGAACCGUCUUGAACUAUUCAUCAGCACACCCAAAGUCCGUGUACGCCAGUAUUUUCUCGUCGAUGUUCCGUCGAGUUAAGGCGCAGUGCAUGGAAGAGAUCGACCGGACGGCAGCUCAAAUCGAGAUUGCCAACACACUUCAAGAAAUAGGAUAUCCAGUGAGUUUGAUCAGGCGUCAACUAAGGAAGAUUUUGGCUCCAGUAUCAAGACCCAGUAAGGAGUGGAUUGGCACAGCAGUCACUCCAUAUAAAGCAGGAACAUCGGAGGGUUAUCAAAGAUUGUUGAACUUAGCCAACAUUCGAGUAGCUUUUCAGAAGGGAAAAACGCUACUGUCAGUUUUGGUGCAACUGAAAGAUCCCCUGCCGGCUGAAAGGACCAGUGACUGUGUGUACAAAAUUAACUGCAACGAUUGCGCUGAGGUUUAUAUAGGACAAACUGCCAGGGAAUUGCACACCAGAAUUGUAUGUUAUGUUGACGACACGUUUGUUGUAGUCAAAAGAGAUGACGUUAACAGCUUUCACGACUAUCUCAAUAGUUUAAGCCCACACAUUAAGUUUAGCAUGGAAAUAGAGUCCACAUGGGGCACAUUAAACUUUCUGAACCGUAAAACACAUAAGGUUGGUGGGAAAUUGAAAACGACUAUCUACCGAAAACCAAUAGGCAUGAGAACCGUCUUGAACUAUUCAUCAGCACACCCAAAGUCCGUGUACGCCAGUAUUUUCUCGUCGAUGUUCCGUCGAGUUAAGGCGCAGUGCAUGGAAGAGAUCGACCGGACGGCAGCUCAAAUCGAGAUUGCCAACACACUUCAAGAAAUAGGAUAUCCAGUGAGUUUGAUCAGGCGUCAACUAAGGAAGAUUUUGGCUCCAGUAUCAAGACCCAGUAAGGAGUGGAUUGGCACAGCAGUCACUCCAUAUAAAGCAGGAACAUCGGAGGGUUAUCAAAGAUUGUUGAACUUAGCCAACAUUCGAGUAGCUUUUCAGAAGGGAAAAACGCUACUGUCAGUUUUGGUGCAACUGAAAGAUCCCCUGCCGGCUGAAAGGACCAGUGACUGUGUGUACAAAAUUAACUGCAACGAUUGCGCUGAGGUUUAUAUAGGACAAACUGCCAGGGAAUUGCACACCAGAAUUGGUGAGCAUAAAAGAAGAAUUAACAAACCACCAAGGGAUGCAGAAAACCAAACGCUGAUCAAAGACCCAGCGAUGGCGCUUGAGGAAGCAGAUACGGAUACCUAA
Messenger RNA from Opisthorchis viverrini, 1647 nucleotides. RefSeq lists its product as hypothetical. Lineage: Eukaryota; Metazoa; Platyhelminthes; Trematoda; Opisthorchiida; Opisthorchiidae. The record is from RefSeq and is a predicted model, not a curated record. The transcript is spliced from 5 exons. Bases 1 to 1647 code for a protein of 548 amino acids.